AUGGCCUACUACGAGGAACAUGGAGGCGAUGGCCCAGGGCGAUUUGGAAAGAAUUUCGAUGGUCCAGUUGGACCUCGCAGACCCCGUCUUGUCACGGAUUAUGGCUCUUCGAUGGUACAAUGGAUGCGAACACGGCAACCGCGAUACAAAGGAGGACACCGAUUGGAGACUGAGCGACCAAGUGCCAGCUUUACCGUCGAUGUUCUUCCCCCGAUGGCGCGACCAUACUCCGCCGUCGAUACAAUUCCUGUGCGGCACCUACACCAAUCGAUCGGAAAAUCAAAGAAACCCAUUGUUGUAGUACGAUGGACUCCUGAAGGAAGGCGGCUGUUGACCGGCGGUCAUACGGGAGAGUUUAUGCUUUGGAAUGGAACAGCGUUCAACUUUGAGACGGUCAUGGAUGCACACUACGAUCAAAUCCAAGCCGGUGUCACCUCCUUGGCUUGGGCCCAUAGCCAGGACUGGCUGGUCUCCGGUGGACAAAGAGGCGACAUCAAAUACUGGCGACCUAACUUUAACAAUGUUGAAACAAUUGAUGACGCACAUCAUGAUGCAGUUCGUGAUUUGGCUUGGGCACCGAGCGAUACCAAGUUCCUUUCAGCGUCCGAUGACACCACACUCAAGAUUUUCGACUUCGCAACCCGAACGGCCGAUGCGACAUUGACUGGACACAACUGGGAUGUCAAGUCCUGCGACUGGCACCCAACCAAGGGCUUGAUCGUUUCUGGAUCAAAAGACCACCAGGUCAAGUUCUGGGACCCUCGCACUGGCCGCUGCUUGACGACCCUUCAUAGCCAUAAAAACACUGUCACAUCCACCCGAUUCUCGCGGGUGAACAACAAUCUUCUUGCAACUUCUUCGCGCGACCAGACCGCGAGAGUAUUUGAUCUACGUAUGAUGCGCGAUAUCUGCAUUUUGCGAGGCCAUGAAAAACCGGUUUCUUCUUUGACAUGGCAUCCUAUUCACAGUAACUUGAUCUCGACUGGUGCCGAGGAUGGUUCUCUCUAUCAUUAUCUACUGGAUGAGCCCAACCUCCCGGCUGGCCAGAUUCCUACCGUGGCUCCAUACGAUAGCCCGGACCCGACCAAUACUCCGCCCCAAGUGAUCUACCCGGCACACCGAGUGCAAUACGCGCACGGUGCUACGAUUUGGUCACUAGACUGGCACCCAUUGGGCCAUAUCUUGGCUUCUGGAUCUAAAGAUAACUUCACUCGAUUCUGGUCACGGACUCGACCCGGGGAGACUAGCUACAUGAAAGACCGAUUCCACAUCGGGGAGGAGGCCGCAGAAGCCCAGGGAACGUGGAACCGCGGCUUCGGCCGGAAACAAAUGCGUGAAGAAGAGGAGCAAGAAAUGCAAGAUGAGGCCGACAGCUUGGUCGACCAACGACGACCAGGCGGCCCCGCUCUGCCAGGUAUUCAAAGUGCGCCGCCGGCCGGCCCUCAGACCGAUGUUCCAGGCUUGCUACCUGGCAUUGGCAGCGCCCAGCCUCGCCAGCCAGGACUGGAUGGUGCUAUGGGUGGGAUGGAUCCUGGCCGUUUAGCUGCUCUCAUGUCUACGCACCCCCCAUCACAGUCGAACACCCCCACACCUGGAAUGCAUGGCUUCCCCAUGCCGCAGGGUAUGGCCGGAGCCCCUCCGAUGAAUAUGGAUCUAGCACAAUUGCAGAAACAACUCCAGGGCUUCCCCAUGCCGCAGAAUCUCAACCUCCAAGCUUUGGCGAAUAACCCAGGCUUCCCCGGUGGAUUUGGUGGCUUGCCUGGUUUGCAUGGUGGUGGUAUGCCUGAUGGCAAUCGGAGACAGUGA
Molecule: messenger RNA, 1806 nt
Organism: Penicillium paradoxum
Lineage: Eukaryota; Fungi; Ascomycota; Eurotiomycetes; Eurotiales; Aspergillaceae
Product: WD40 repeat domain-containing protein
Exons: 4
Coding region: 1-1806 (601 amino acids)
Cellular component (GO): mRNA cleavage and polyadenylation specificity factor complex
Molecular function (GO): protein binding
Source: RefSeq, a predicted model, not a curated record